AUGUCCACCACGAAGACCUCAGAAACGCGAACGCGCCCCAUGGGUGUCCUUGUCCUGGGCCAAUCUCGCACCGGCACCUCGUCCAUGCGCGCAGCGCUGCAGCAUCUCGGCUACACGCGCGUCUUCCACUUCUUCUCCCUCUUCGAAAAUCCCCUCCAAACACCAACGUGGCAACGCGCCUUCCAGGCCAAAUUCCUGCCGCCCGACGACCCGUCUCGCCCUCCGCCUUUCACCCGCGACGACUGGGAUGCCCUGCUGGGCCCCGACUGCACCGCUCUCACCGACACGCCCUGCCACAUCUUCGCCGAAGAGCUCAUGGCCGCCUAUCCCGAGGCCAAAGUCGUGCUUACGGUCCGCGACAGCACGGAGGCGUGGUACGACUCGUACAGCACGACCAUUUGGCCGUUUCUGGAGGCCGAGGCGGUGGCGCCGACGCUGUGGUGGCGCGUGGUGCAGGCGUUGCGGCCGCGGAUGCCGUUUGGGUACCUUGAUGUGAUGCAUUCGUGCAUGGCGCGGUUCACGGAUCUGGGCGCCAUACCGGAGCGGGGACGGCAGUACUACGAGGAGCGGAAUGCGGUUGUGAAGGAGCUGGCUGGGGACAGGCUUUUGGUGUUCAAUGUCAAAGAAGGCUGGGAGCCGCUGUGUAAGCAUUUGGGGCUGGAUGUCCCGCCGAAGACCGUGCCGUUCCCACGGAUGUUUGAUGGCCAGGAGUUUGGGGAGAUGUGGAAACAGUGGUGCAGAGGCUCGGUAGUGGGGGCCAUGUUGAAUUUGGGGAAAGGCAUCGUGGUCACGGCGGCGGUGGUGUGGACGUGGAAGGCCUAUGUGAACGGGGGGAUCAUCUGGCCAUUAGCUUAA
Messenger RNA from Lasiodiplodia theobromae, 855 nucleotides. Its product is annotated as Nad dependent epimerase dehydratase. The transcript has a single exon. NCBI's taxonomy places the organism in Eukaryota, Fungi, Ascomycota, Dothideomycetes, Botryosphaeriales, Botryosphaeriaceae. The coding region runs from base 1 to 855 and encodes 284 amino acids. The record is from RefSeq and is a predicted model, not a curated record.